Molecule: messenger RNA, 748 nt
Organism: Scleropages formosus (Asian bonytongue)
Lineage: Eukaryota; Metazoa; Chordata; Actinopteri; Osteoglossiformes; Osteoglossidae
Gene: smim22
Product: small integral membrane protein 22
Exons: 4
Coding region: 37-279 (80 amino acids)
Biological process (GO): regulation of cell population proliferation
Source: RefSeq, a predicted model, not a curated record
UCAGGCACUCAAACCCCUCCACCUCGUCUGACAACCAUGGACCUUCAGAACCAGCUGCAGAACCAGUUUAAUGAUGUGGUCUCCCGGCUUCAGUCAAAACAGCUUUUCCAGUCUGACUGGGACAUUGCUUCUUUUGUUGUAUUCUUCAUUUUUAUUGGGAUGGUAAUGUUACUUGUGCUCCUGGUCCUCAUUCGUUGCUGCUGUUGCUGCUGCUGCGACACUAUGGAGAAGCCUCGCAGAACAAAGGUGGGCAUUGAUAAUUUAGCAAUGGAGCCAUAAAGACCACUUGGGGUGAUGUGAAGACCUCUGGUGAUUUCUGCUCUAAUCUGUAAGGGGAAAAAGGAAAUAAUGGAAUAGAUAAUUCUGCUAAUCAGUUUAAGAAAUCUUUAUAAUUCAAUGUUUUUGAGAGGAGUUUCCUGUUGUGUUUUGCAAUGUUGAACCUGUGCCAGAUGCGUGCUGAAAACUCAUGAGAUUUUGAAACACCCCAUUGUAGUCCUUAGUCACUGGAAAACAUUUCAUUUUCUUCUAAAGGAAAUGUUUUUUGCAAAACCAUUUUGUGUGAAGCUGUUACUGAGCUUUGGACAUGUACCACAUUCAGUGACAUGGGCAGACAUGCAGGCUGGUGACAAAAACCAGUGAGCACCAUGCAGGAAUAUGCUUACCAUUUCUGUUACUAAACUCCAACAUGUACUUGGCCUUUUUUCUUAAUUAAAAUCAAAUGUGUACCUGAUUCUGCACUUUUCCUCUU